UGUGUCUGCGUCAUACCGAGUUCUGCGCAUGCGCAGUACGUGUCAUUUUCUUCUCCUCGCUUCCACAUCCUCUCCCACUUCGGGGAUAAAAGCAAACCUACGCCCCCAAAUAAACGCUUUGUAUGUUCGAGCUGGCUGUGCCUCGUAACUGCUCCGGCCCGCGUGCCGUGGCUAUGCUACAGUGGCGACGAGCCAGGAUACCACCCACUCGGUGAAAGGAGACCCGGAUUCUACAGCCGCGAAGGCAGCCUCGCCGAUUACAAGCAUGGCUCACCAGAUGCUCCCUGCAUUCAACGAAGACACAGAUAAGUGGAAGCCGUAUCUCAUUAAGGCAGAUGCCUACUUUGAAGCUAAUGAGAUCACCGAUUCGGCCAGAAAGAGAGCACUGCUCGUGGCAGCAUUGAGCACGCAAACCGUGCAAGUACUAGCCGGGAAAGUCGCACCGCGAGCUCCAAACGCUUUGAGCUUCGAGCAAGUUGUCGAGGUCCUAAAUGAGUACUAUGAUCCCAAGCGACAUGAAAUAACGGAGAGCUUCAAGUUUUUUAACCGCUGCCAGAUGGAAGGGGAACCUGUCACGAAGUUUCUGGUGGAAAUACGUCGCAUAGCCGAUAACUGUAAUUUUGGCAACGCCCUGGAUCGGAUGCUCAGGGAUCGUAUUGUGUGCGGUGUUCGGUCAACAGCUCUGCAGAAGCAACUACUAGCAAAGGCCGACCUAACGCUAGCUGAGGCCGAAGCGCUGGCAAUUUCAGCUGAAGCUGCCGAGAAUGACGCUAUGAAAAUGUCGUCCGAGCCAAAAGCUCUAUUGAAAUUGCAGGCGGCUCAAAAAGCACCGUCAAGAGGAAACAGAAAUGCCGAAGAGCAUCUGGAAUGCGGAAGGUGUGGCAGCUCAAAACACGAUGAUGUCGGUUGCGGAUGGGCAAAUGCGCGUUGCUAUCGUUGUGGCCGGCGGGGACACAUUGCUAAGAAAUGUCAAAGCCGCUCUAACCGCGGGAAGUUACCUGCCAGAGCAAUGUACGCUAAUACAUUGGCUAUAACGGAAAACACCCCAAGGGACGAUAGCAGUGACGAAGUCAACCUUUGGAAUUUGGUGUCGGAGCGAAAAAAUUUUCUCGAGCCACCAAUCCGCUGCUCAUUUAUAUGGGGCGGGGUGCAAGUCGCCAUGGAAGUCGACACCGGGUCCCCAGUGUGUGUCAUUUCUCGGGAGCUGUACAUGAGGCAUCGGAACCAUUGGCCUACCCUAAAGCCGUCACGCGUCAAGUUGUCUUGCUAUGCAGGGCCGUUACCGGUGUUGGGCGACCUGACACUACGUGUGGGCUUCAAAGACGUGCUCGUGGACUGUUCCCUCACAGUGCUGGACUGCGAAGGCCCAAGCUUAUGCGGAAGGGACCUGCUGACGCUACUAGACAAAGCUGGCGCUCCGGUGCUACAUGUGACUCCGGUCUGCGGAGCCACGAAGACAAGCGAAAUGGACCCUUGCAAGGUUAAGGCCAUUUUCACGGACUACCAAGACAUUUUCACUACAGAGCUCGGCCUAAUGAAGGGUCCUCCCGCAAGCCUGCACCUCAAAGAUGGAGCAAUACCGAAGUUUUGUAAGGCGAGAUCCCUUCCUUAUGCUCUACGCGAUAAGGUAUCUUUAGAGCUGGACCGACUUGUUUCCCUAGGUGUUUUAUCGCCAGUCAGUCACUCGGAUUGGGCAACGCCCAUAGUGCCGGUGCUAAAAAAAGAUGGCUCUGUACGCAUUUGUGGCGAUUUUAAAGUUACAUUGAACCCUGCAUGCGCAGUCGAACAGUAUCCGAUUCCCGUAAUCGAGGAUAUGUUCGCAGCUUUAAGCGGCGGUGAAUGCUUCAGUACCCUUGACUUGCGAGACGCUUAUAGCCAGGUGCCUCUAGAUGAAGCCGCUCGCAAACUUUGCGUAAUCAAUACGCAUAAAGGGUUAUUUUGCUAUAAUCGUCUUCCAUUCGGAAUAUCGUCGGCACCGUCGAUUUUCCAGAGAAAAAUUGACGCGAUUAUCAGUGAUUUACCCGGUGUUCAAGCCUACCUUGAUGACGUAAUCGUGUCGGAGAAGGAGUGCGAUAACGGAAAGCGAUUGAAAACUGUCUUAGAGCGUUUUCGAGAGCAUGGCGUUAAGUUACGAUAUGACAAAUGCAAAUUUAGGCAAUCGGCAGUCAUGUAUCUCGGACAUCGCAUUGACAGCGAGGGCCUCCAUCCAAUAGAAAAGAACGUGGAAGCUAUCAUGCGCACACCUUAUCCGCGGAAUGUGACAGAACUGCGGUCAUUUAUCGGAAUGUUGACGUUCUAUGCAAAAUUUUUGCCAAACAUGUCAACGCACCUAGCACCACUGUAUCAGCUAUUGCAAAAGAACGCGCGGUGGCAAUGGAAAGCACCGCAAGAGGCUGCUUUCGACGAAGCAAAAGAACGUCUGAAAAAUGCCCAAAUUCUUGUGCAUUUUGACCCCACAAAGGAACUCAAACUAGAGUGCGAUGCAUCGUCGCUCGGGGUCGGGGCAGUUCUGUUUCACUGUAUCAACAACGUAGACAGACCUAUCGGUUUUCGCUCAAGGACACUGACCCAAGCAGAGCGGAACUACUCCCAGUUAGAACGUGAAGCGUUGGCACUGAUCUUCGGUGUAACAAAAUUUCGGGACUAUCUUCUAGGUCGUGAAUUUACGUUGGUCACGGAUCAUCAACCACUCGUGGGCCUGCUGAGACCUGACCGCCAGACACCGACCAUGGCGGCUGCGCGAAUUCAACGCUGGGCGCUGUACCUCGGAGGCUACAAAUACAAACUUCAGUACGUUCCCGGGAAACAACUGCUCAACUCGGAUGCUCUCAGCAGACUACCACAGCAGGCGACCGGAGAUGGAGGGGAAGGUCCAAAUGACGAGAGCGACGACUGGACACUGCCGUCUGGCGGCAGUGUGUACGUCCGCAAUUACGGACAGGGGGAGAAGUGGAUCCCUGGUCGGGUCAAAUCGGCGACAGGAGCACGGAUGGUAACCGUAGAGACUCCCAAUGCCAUCGUCAAACGGCACGUCGACCAAGUACGCCGCCGCUCGGAUUCAUCACCAAGGUAUCCAGUCAACGAUACGGCUGCUGGUGGUCCAGGGACCAACCAGACGCCAGGUCCAAGCACGGCCGCCAAUGGAACCACUCCCUUGGAAGCGGCCGCCCCGGAUAGUACUUCAGCUACUGCCCAAACUCCGGAAAGCAACACUGAACCUCGCAACCCUCCUCUCCUAACUACCGCAGGUCCGGCCGAAGAUUCGCAGCAAGUCCUGCGUCGGUCAACAAGGCAGCGCAAGCCAGUGCAGCGGUUCCAUUUUUGAGGAGAGGGCAGUGUUGUGUCUGCGUCAUACCGAGUUCUGCGCAUGCGCAGUACGUGUCAUUUUCUUCUCCUCGCUUCCACAUCCUCUCCCACUUCGGGGAUAAAAGCAAACCUACGCCCCCAAAUAAACGCUUUGUAUGUUCGAGCUGGCUGUGCCUCGUAACUGCUCCGGCCCGCGUGCCGUGGCUAUGC
This is a messenger RNA of Dermacentor silvarum, 3516 nucleotides long. RefSeq lists its product as uncharacterized. The transcript is spliced from 2 exons. Gene Ontology annotation, molecular function: zinc ion binding; nucleic acid binding. NCBI's taxonomy places the organism in Eukaryota, Metazoa, Arthropoda, Arachnida, Ixodida, Ixodidae. Gene Ontology annotation, biological process: DNA integration. The record is from RefSeq and is a predicted model, not a curated record. The coding region runs from base 266 to 3325 and encodes 1019 amino acids.